This is a messenger RNA of Meira miltonrushii, 642 nucleotides long. Its product is annotated as phosphatidylinositol glycan class L. NCBI's taxonomy places the organism in Eukaryota, Fungi, Basidiomycota, Exobasidiomycetes, Exobasidiales, Brachybasidiaceae. The transcript has a single exon. The annotation marks the transcript as partial. Gene Ontology annotation, molecular function: N-acetylglucosaminylphosphatidylinositol deacetylase activity. Gene Ontology annotation, biological process: GPI anchor biosynthetic process. The record is from RefSeq and is a predicted model, not a curated record. Gene Ontology annotation, cellular component: endoplasmic reticulum.
AUCCCUACAAAAGCACUCAUCCUUACCGCACAUCCUGAUGAUGAAGUGAUGUUCUUCGCACCGGCAAUCUUGAACUUGGUGAAAUCCAACAUUGACGUUUACGCUUUGUGCCUCUCUAACGGGAAUGCCGACGGUCUUGGACAGAUUAGAGAAGAAGAAUUGCUAGCAAGCUACGCAAGAUUAGGUGUAAGAGCCGAUAAAGUACGCCUCAUAAAUGACGGUCGUCUACAAGACAGCAUGCAAAUCAAAUGGGAACCGAAUCUUAUCUCUGAAUAUGUGCAACAAUUCUCACAGCAUUCAGGUCCUUUUGAUCUAUUGCUCACAUUCGACAAAGAUGGUAUCUCACAACAUGCCAAUCAUAAAGCCUGCUCAAACUCCGUUCCUCUAAUCUACAAAUCGGGUGCAAUUACAGAGAAUGGCCGAAUCUACGCUUUGCGUUCACAUAGUACCGCAUUCAAAUAUUUGGGACUCUUCGGUGCACUUGUCAAUCACUUAGGCGCAAGGCUGACCCUUGCCUCUCAAGACAAAGUUGCUUUCUUGUCCACGCCAUUCGAGUAUCUACACUCACUGCGGGCGAUGAGUUUACACAAAUCCCAAAUGGUAUGGUUCCGAUAUUUAUACCUGAUCUUCUCCACCUACAUG